CACACUUGCACACUCACUCACUCACUCACACACACACGCACACGCACAGCGCUGCGAGCCAGAGCAUCGCUCCUCUCGCUUCUUUCCCGUUACCAGACGAACGACGUGGUGGGACUGCGAAGUUGCUCUAAGGAGCCGGGAUCGCUCGUGACGCACACCUGGAUACGCGCGCACGGAGCAACGAAGGAACCAAAGCGCGUCGAUUUAGAACGCGAACAUCAUGCAUCUCAAUCAGCACAUGCUCUUCGCCCUGUACGGCAUCUGCGGGAUCCUGCUGAAAGCGGCGGCAACGAAAAACAAAGUGAAAGGAGCUCAAGGCCAGUUCCCAAUUGUCCAGAAUGUGACAGUGACAGAGGGAGGGACGGCCAACUUGACCUGUCGCGUGGAUCAUAAUGACAACACCUCCCUCCAGUGGUCAAACCCAGCACAGCAAACCCUCUUCUUUGGGGAUAAGAAAGCUCUGAGAGACAACCGGAUUGAUUUGAUCCGAGCCUCAUGGCAGGAGCUCACCAUCAGCAUCCGCGAGGUUGCGCUCGGAGACGAAGGGCUAUACACUUGUUCUCUCUUCACCAUGCCUGUCAAAACAGCCAAGGCCUAUCUGACUGUACUGGGGGUACCAGAGAAACCAGAGAUCAACGGUUUUACUAAGCCAGCCAUGGAAGGAGACCAGCUCACACUGACAUGUGUGACUUCGGGCAGCAAGCCAGCCGCAGACAUCAGGUGGUUCAGGAACGAGAAGGAGAUUAAAGGCGCAAAAGAGGUAAAUGCCAGCGGGAAGACAUUCAUGGUCCGUAGCUCGGUGCAGCUGAAGGUGGACAGGAAUGAUGACGGUGUGGCCUACACAUGUAAAGUGGUCCACGAGGCACUGCGGUCUAUCCAACAGCAAGCAACCGAGGUGUUGGAAGUGCACUAUGCUCCUCGUGUGGAGAUCAGGCAUUCUCAGUCACUUCCACAAGAAGGAGAUAUUCUCAAACUGGAAUGUGUGUCUAACGGAAACCCCUCGCCAGACCCAGUGAAAUGGACGAAAGAUGGGGGCAAACUGCCAGACUUGGACCGUGUGAUUGUUGACGGCAGAGAUCUCACUUUCAUAUCCUUAAAUAAAACAGACAAUGGCACCUAUCGCUGUGAAGCCAGUAAUCAUCUGGGCACCAACCAUGCCGAAUAUGUGCUCUUCGUGUACGAUGCCCCCACUACACCCUCUCCAUCCACAACUCCUCCCCAUGUAGCCAUCCUCCCAGACACUACCGAUCCAUUAGACUUCAAGCCCGACUCUGCAGUCACCGGUCAGAGAGAUCCUAAUGCUUUGGUCCAGCAUGGACCAGAUCAUGCUCUGAUUGGAGGAGUAGUGGCUGUUGUCGUCUUUGUCACCCUGUGCUUAAUCAUCGUACUGGGACGAUACCUGGCACGGCAUAAAGGCACAUAUUUGACAAACGAGGCCAAAGGAGCCGACGAUGCCCCUGAUGCAGACACAGCCAUUAUCAAUGCAGAUGGUAACCACGCACACACAGAGGAAAAGAAGGAGUACUUCAUUUAGACUCCGCUCCACUCGCCUCUUUCUCUCUCUGUCUCUCUUUCUCUCUCUCUUUCUCUCGCUCUCAUUCCCUGCUCCAUGUAGAAACCUUGUCUGGCAGCAGCGGAAGUUUCUUCUUUACUCAUGUCCUAUGUUCUUUAUUUGCAUUCACCUUUAUUUUCCUUUUAUCAGCUUGUCCUGAAUUUCAUCUGCUACUUUUUCCAGACAUGGCUGCCGAUAAUAGUUGCCUUUAUUAUUUUUUAUUCACAUUGUUCACAUUGUGUCUGUAAAAAAAAAAAAAAAAAAUGAAUCGUUGGCCAAACCACCUGAAUCCAGUUCAAUACUUCACUUCAGUUCUUUCAGAAGUUCUCCUCCAUCACUUUCUCACAGUGCCUCAAUAUAAUAAUCACACAUCCAUUAAAUGGUUUUAGUCAAUUCUUUCAGUUGGGUUGAGUGUUUUAGGAUUGGCUGCUUGCCUUUGUUUUUAUUUUUUACUUUUAUCUUCAGCACUAUUACACAGUAUCAUCUUUAAUGUACAUAUGUAUUUUGAUUUCUUUUUAUUCUUUACAGUCCAUUCCAACACUGUUGUCAUUUUUCUUCAAUUAAAAAAAAAUAUACAGGAAAACAUUUUCUUAUGAAAAGUAGCUGAUACCCAUUUUAACUUACAGAGAAAUACUGAUCAGUGAUUAGUGUGUGUUCCAUAGUGUGAGUGAAGAUAUACACAAUCAGACUGAUAGCUCGCACUCAUAUUAACCAGUAUUUGUACCUGAAAUGUAGUUAAUGGCAAGAAGCCUAUAUGAUAGUUCAAGGGUCAUGAAGCAUCAGCUGAAUACUCCAAUGUUUUCCAUCAUUAAAAAAUAAAGCUAGUAUGAUAGAAGGCCAGGGGUUGUAGGUUAAAGACAUGCCAGUGACUUUAAUGAAUUUCCAUUUUUUUCUAUACUCAUCAUUUUGCUGUGUCUAUGUGAAAUACUGUGUUUCUGGCUCAUCUGUAUAUUCCUGCAUUCUCUCACUGAAACUAUAGGAUGCAGUGGCUAUGUUCACAUUACAGAUUUUUAUGCUCAAUCCCUUAACUGUUCACAUCUGCCCGAUGAACAGAUUUUUGCCAUGGAAAGAAGUAAAGAAGUAGGCAGACAUCUUUAUAUAUACAUAGUAUAUAUAUCAUGUGUAUUAUUUAGCAACACACAAAAAAAUAACAUUGGGUAAACUGUUAAGGUGAAACCAAAAAAGAUUUAAUACCUGUAGAUGAUAUAUAAAUUUAUAUAGUAGCAUCUCAUUCAGAGCGACUUGUUGGCAAAGGUUCAAUGUGCAGAGAUUUUAGAAAACUCAACAGAGAUUUGUAUCCGUUUGGAUUUGGAGCCACAUACGAAAGUGGCCCAAAAUGUAAAGAAAUAUUUAUUAAAAAAAAAGAUCAGACUGUUGAGUAACAUUUUUAUUAACAGUUUGCUUUUCGAGAAUGAACAAACCACCAACAAUCUGUCAAAUGUAUAACAGGAAUAAAAACGGAUUUUUAAACGUCAACAGUUUUAGCAACAGAAUAAACUUUCCAGUUAAUAAGUAUUCAGCAAGUCUGUAUAAAUUGCUGUCUCUGAGCAGCUGCUUUGCUGAGUAAUAUUUAUUUGAAUACUUUAUAGGCAACCAACUAUCACUAGACACACACUCUGCCAGUGUUAUUGGACUAAUAAUUAGUAGCUGGUUGGUUGCAAAUAGAUUUGAAGUGUUGCUGACUUUUAUAUUCAUGCAGCUUGUGAAAAUCAGACUUGUGCCACAUGUAGGCACAAUUUUUUCAGAUUUUUUUCAAUCUGUAAAGUGAACAUAAUAAACCAAUGCAUUGCCCUGGAUAUGUGUUUAUUCCUAUACACUCAGUUCAGCAGUUUACAUCAUGAUCAUCAACAUGAACUGAUAAAAUAUCAGUCAUGUUCAGUUACAGGAAUACAAACUAAGGGUAAAAGGUUCUUUAUCUAACUGUGUAACAAUGUUCAAACUACUAAAAUAAUAAUAAUAAUAAUAAUAAUAAUAAUAAUAAUAAUAAUAAUAAUAAUAAUAAUAAUCAGUCCAGAAAGUCACAAUGGUGUUUCCUGCCAUUUAUUCUCCACCUUUUCUUAUGUCCACAUCUGAUAAUUAGAUUAACUGUAGAAGCACAAGAGAGUUUGGACACGCAGAGACAAUGACUGACGGUUAGAUAACACACUGAUUAUGGUUGUCUGUGACAAUUAGGAAACAGCACUGAUAACAAUCUGAAAUUUUAUAUUAGUGAACAUUAUGUAAAACAUAUAUUAUGGUCAUAUUAUUAUUAUUAUUAUUAUUAUUAUUAUUAUUAUUAUUAUUAUUAUUCCUUCUUUUGGAUCUCUGUAAUAAAUAGGUGCCCAUGUUAAUAUGGCUGUAUAUUAAUUCUGCUUAAUGUAGUAAGUAGUGAAAAUUGUUGUCAGAACAUUGGGACCCCACAUAUCAAGAAGUUUGUAUAUUAGCCUAUUAUUCACAUUAAUUAAAAUUAUGGUUUCUUUUU
Molecule: messenger RNA, 4013 nt
Organism: Tachysurus vachellii
Lineage: Eukaryota; Metazoa; Chordata; Actinopteri; Siluriformes; Bagridae
Gene: cadm2a
Product: cell adhesion molecule 2a
Exons: 11
Coding region: 221-1534 (437 amino acids)
Source: RefSeq, a predicted model, not a curated record